GUCCCCUUUGCCAGUGCAUGCCGGGAAGUCGCCCGUGUAUAAUGCCCGCCAUGGCGUCCCGUGUCCUGCUAGCGCAGUGCGUCCGUUCGCUCGCCCGGCCCUCGGCGGGGAGCCGAGCCGCCGCCGCCGCCAGAGCCCCGCUGAUAGUCGCCCACCGACCGCUGUCUCUCAUGUCCCGCUGCCAGCGGACGCGGCCGGCCCAACAGAGCCCGAUGUCGGCGGUGGGGAUGUUGUGCCGACAGUAUGGAGACCUCCCCCCCCUCACGCUGGACAGCAUUAAAGACCGCGUCAUGUAUGUCCUCAAGCUGUAUGACAAGAUCAACCCCGAGAAGCUGCAGACCUCCUCCCACUUCAUGAAAGACCUGGGUCUGGACAGCCUGGACCAGGUAGAGAUCAUCAUGGCCAUGGAGGAUGAGUUUGGCUUUGAGAUCCCAGACGCGGAGGCAGAGAAGCUGAUGACUCCUGAAGAGAUUGUACAGUACAUCGCAGACAAGAAGGAUGUUUAUGAAUAGUCAAAUAUCAAAUGACCCAAUUUCAAAGAUAAGAGGUUGACCUCACAGGAAGUACUCGUGAAGCCAACGAGGGGGCAAACCUUUUUUCAAAUCCUUCCCCCUCGGCUGUUGUUCUCUCUCCGCAGAGUCGUUUGUGUCAGCUGCCAUGUUUUGUGUUUCACUGUAUUUAAACAAUUGUGUCCACAUAGCUUUGGGAGAUCGGAGCGGUGGGAAAAAAAAGGAAAACAAGGAUAAAGCACCACUGAAAUAUAUUUACUCCAGCUCCUUCUUACGGUCCUGAUGUAUAAUUUCUCAUCGAUUGCUAAAUAAAGACACACGCUGUAUAGUUCCA
This is a messenger RNA of Lampris incognitus (smalleye Pacific opah), 843 nucleotides long. It is a transcript of the gene ndufab1b, whose product is annotated as NADH:ubiquinone oxidoreductase subunit AB1b. The transcript has 5 exons. Gene Ontology annotation, cellular component: mitochondrion. NCBI's taxonomy places the organism in Eukaryota, Metazoa, Chordata, Actinopteri, Lampriformes, Lampridae. The record is from RefSeq and is a predicted model, not a curated record. Gene Ontology annotation, biological process: fatty acid biosynthetic process. Gene Ontology annotation, molecular function: acyl binding; acyl carrier activity. Bases 18 to 512 code for a protein of 164 amino acids.